Sus scrofa (pig) is the source of this 1420-nucleotide messenger RNA. NCBI's taxonomy places the organism in Eukaryota, Metazoa, Chordata, Mammalia, Artiodactyla, Suidae. The record is from RefSeq and is a predicted model, not a curated record.
GGCGGGGCCGAGGAGAGGGCGGUGCACUUCCCGCCCCGCCUUCACUACCGGGUCAGAGGAUAAAUUUCCAGCCCAGCUGUGGCGAAGCUUGUCGGGUCAGGGCUCAGAAACCAACACCAUGACUCUGAUCCUGGGUUACUGGGACAUCCGUGGGCUGGCCCACGCCAUCCGCCUGCUCCUGGAGUACACAGACUCCAGCUACGAGGAGAAGAAGUACACGAUGGGGGACGCUCCCGACUAUGACAGAAGCCAGUGGCUGAGUGAAAAAUUCAAGCUGGGGCUGGACUUCCCCAAUCUGCCCUACUUAAUUGACGGGGCUCACAAGCUGACCCAGAGCAAUGCCAUCCUGCGCUACAUUGCUCGCAAGCACAACAUGUGUGGGGAGACAGAGGAGGAGAAGAUUCGAGUGGAUGUUUUGGAGAACCAGACCAGGGACACAGCUGAUGACUUGGCCAGUCUUUGCUACAGCUCUGACUUUGAGAAACUGAAGCCUGGGUACUUGAAGGAGAUCCCUGAAAAGAUGAAGCCCUUCUCCGAGUUUCUGGGGAAGAGGCCUUGGUUUGCAGGGGACAAGCUCACCUAUGUGGAUUUCCUGGCUUACGAUGUCCUUGACCUGUACCGCAUUUUCGAUCCCAAGUGCCUGGAUGAAUUCCCAAACCUGAAAGACUUCCUCAGCCGCUUUGAGCAACAUCAAAGACGGCUGAAUUCAAAUCACCAGAGCAAACAUAAUCACAACGAAAAAGGGGGAGUUUUUGAGAAAAUCAUCCCAUGUGACACAGGCAGGAAGUGAGUAAAUGCUGUUGAAAAAAUGGGAUUGAUUAACUUGCUUAAGGCAGGGUUGAUAUCAAGGUUCAAUUUUGUUGUUGUUGUUGCUGUUGUUGCUUUCUAAGGCCACACCCAGCCUAUGGUGAUUCCCAGGCUAGGGGUUGAAUCGGAGCUGCAGCCUUCCACCUACACCACAGCCACAGCAAUGUGGGUACAAGCGGCACCAUGGCUCUCAGCAACACUGGAUGCUUAACCCACCCAUUGUUGAACCCACGUCCUCAUGGAUAUGAGUCGGGUUCACUACCACAGAGCCACAACGGGAACUCCGAAAGCUUCCAUUUGGAAAAGACACACCGUCUGUGAAGCACAGUAAUUGGACGUGGGCUAGAAUGAGCUAUGCCAGCCGUCAUCACCUCUGGAGGAUAUACAGCACCCAGCACAGUGGAACGUGUCCCUGGGUGGGAAGCGUUACCACAUGAGUUACAGGGCGUUGAAGAGGUAAUGGACCAGAACUAGGAACCCCAGGAAGACUGUCUUUUGUGGACCCCUUGACCCCACGAGGAAGGGCAAGCCCUGGUUCUCCAACUCGGAGUCUGGAGUGGAGCCUCUUGAGUCCCGGGGGGCCGCUAUCCCUGACGUCUGAGCUUCUUCCCAC